Leptosia nina is the source of this 252-nucleotide messenger RNA. Lineage: Eukaryota; Metazoa; Arthropoda; Insecta; Lepidoptera; Pieridae. The record is from the annotation of a GenBank genome assembly.
AUGAGUGUCGUUCGUUCUCCAUCGAUGAAAAUUAGUAUCGCACCAAAGCACCUCGCGAACGCGGCAUACACGAAGACAUUGACGAAAGUGAAGAAAUAUCAGAAGGCCUGUAACCACUGCUGCAGCAAAGGAAGAGGCUGGAGUUUUGAGCUCGAUUUGUGCAGCAUUGUCGCGGGCAUUGGCGCGUUAGUCGUCACUGUGAUCGUUCUGCGAUCCCUUUACCUUUUGUACACGAAACCAGAAGGCACUUGA